Molecule: messenger RNA, 2002 nt
Organism: Miniopterus natalensis
Lineage: Eukaryota; Metazoa; Chordata; Mammalia; Chiroptera; Miniopteridae
Source: RefSeq, a predicted model, not a curated record
UAUUGUGUAACAGACAUGGGUUUGCUCUAUGCCCAUGCAUGAAGGCAGCUCUGGAUCACGAAUAUCUUCAGCUCUCUCAAUGCUCAACACAUAGAAAGAUCUGGCUCAGUGAAAGGACUUUACCCACAUUAGGUCUGAUCCUCCAGCCCUCGGAGGUUGCACCUGCAGGGCAGCAGCCAUGAGCCUGGUGGCCUGCGAGUGCCCACCUGGCCCUGGCCAGGAGCCUGAGCCCUGCUCACGAGCACAGUCCCAGGCCCGCCUGUACCUAGAGCAGAUUCGCAACAGAGUGGCUCCAGGGGCACCUGACAUGACCAAGCGAGACUACCUGGUGGAUGCAGCCACGCAGAUCCGGCUGGCCCUGGAGCGCGAUGUUGGUGAGGACUACGAGGCAGCCUUCAACCACUACCAGAAUGGCGUGGACGUUCUGCUACGAGGCAUGCACGUCGACCCCAACAAGGAGCGAUGUGAGGCUGUAAAGCUGAAAAUUACCAAGUACCUGCGGCGGGCAGAGGAGAUCUUCAACUGCCACCUGCAGAGGACACUGGGCAGCGGAGCCAGCCCUGGCACGGGUUUCAGCAGCCUGAGGCUCCGGCCCAUCCGCACAUUGAGCUCUGCCCUGGAGCAGCUGAGGGGCUGCAGGGUGGUCGGGGUCAUCGAGAAGGUGCAGCUGGUCCAGGAUCCAGUGACUGGAGGGACCUUCGUGGUGAAGAGCCUGUCCAGAUGUCACAUGGCGAGUCGGGAGCGGCUCACCAUCAUCCCGCAUGGUGUCCCCUACAUGACCAAGCUGCUGAGGUACUUCAUGAGUGAGGACUCCAUCUUCCUGCACCUAGAACAUGUGCAAGGAGGCACGCUCUGGUCCCACCUGCUCUCCCAGGCGCGCCCCCAACAGUCUGGGAUCAGGUCUGGCUCCAGCCUGGAGGGGAUGAAGGCUCAGCUCAACUCUCGCCUCAGCCUCCGGACCUCAGUGCUGCCGCUGCCAGGCCACACCCGCCUGCAGGACACAGUGCCCCUGGAGUCUCCUUGGACUUGUUGGAGCCUUUCCCUGGCCAGGGAGGCCCCACCCAUCAGACCCCAGACAGAGGCUGAAGGCAAACCCUCAGCCAGGACCAGCACUUCCUGCUCCUUGGACCUUCCAAAGGCCCCAAGCAGCCGCCUGCGCCUCCAGUCCCAGCAAGGACCUGGCCAGAACUCAGACACGGGUUCCCCUCGGGGGCUCCCUUGGGUUCGAGAGGGUGCCGGCCGGGUGCUGGGGCGCUGUGGCCGCGGUGGCAGUCAGAGCUGCCCCUCAGCGUCUGGCGGGGCCGCCUGGAGUGUGAGGGAGGAGCAGGUGAAGCAGUGGGCCGCUGAGACCCUGGUGGCCCUGGAGGGACUGCAUGAGCAGGGGGUGCUGUGCCGGGACCUCAAUCCCCGGAACCUGCUCCUGGACCAGGCAGGUCACAUUCGGCUCACGUAUUUUGGCCAGUGGUCAGAAGUGGAGCCCCAGUGCUGCAGGGAGGCGUUGGACAACCUCUACAGUGCCCCAGAGGUGGGUGGGAUUUCUGAGCCGACUGAAGCCUGUGACUGGUGGAGCUUUGGGUCCCUACUAUAUGAAUUGCUGACUGGAACGGCCCUGUCCCAGAGCCACCCCUCGGGAAUCCAGCCCCACACCCAGCUCCAGCUGCCCGAGUGGCUCAGUCGCCCAGCGGCCUCCCUGCUGACUGAGCUACUGCAGUUUGAUCCCAGCAGGCGCCUGGGCACUGGAGGAGGCGGUGUCAACAGACUCAAGUCCCACCCCUUCUUCAGUACUAUCCAGUGGAGCAAACUGGUGGGGUAAAUGGGGGUGGAGUGGGCAGUGGAAGUAGCUGGACUGGUCUGGAUCUUCUCUCUUCUUUUCUCCUGUCAUCCUGUCACCCCGAGCUGACCUCUCUAAUCAGUGGCCCUCGGCAAAGAAUGCAGGAUGCAGGUCACCUGCCUUUCCUGCUUUGACCCCUCCCUUGGGCCUCAGAAGCAAUCACCACCACUG